AUGACCUUGAAAGCAUGGCGCGACAACUCGCUCAAUCUCUUGCUACAAAAGGCAUUGGACGGCGAAGAUAGGGACUGGAAAAUGCAAGCGGCACGGAAUCGCAUCGCCCGCCUUCCAUCCAUCCUGCUGCAAAUGAUGAUUCGCAAAGAAGCGUCACAAGAACCCGGCCAAAGCGAGCUACUGAAUCUACUCCCGUCCACGCAAGAAUGGGACUUGAUGCUGGAGAAAGUACAGCGACGGGGCCAUUCGCAAGAUGACCUGGCGCAUUAUCUGUAUAUUCUCGAAGGAAAGACGGACGACAUGCGGUGCGAAAGAUUUCUUGAGCGCGAGUCAUACAAGCCGCCCUUUAUUCUGCACUUGCUCCUAAGGUCGACCUCUAGGUUCUCCCAGCUCGAAACGCUCAACUGCCUCGUUGGUUAUUGCCGCUCCUUUUAUCUGGAGGCCUUGAGAAAUGAAUCAGAUACAGCCGGGACACUGACCAAGAAGCCGAAGCGGCCACAUGGGCCAGAAAGCCUCAACUUUGUUCUGUCCCUUCUUGCGCACCAUUGCAUGCGUCUUGACGCCAGGCACAUAGUUACGCUGUGUGAUCUAACUGUACAAUACAUCGAGGCACUGGCGGAAUCACACCUGCCACAGGAGAAGAUUUACGAAGCUCAAUGCUCGGUAUUCAACCACAGCCUGAAGCUCCUCGGUUCGACCUACAGAAGGCAUCCGAUCCAGCAGGCUUUGCCAAAUGCAUUCUUUUGGGAAGCACAGAGAAUCCUUCUUGCUGCCUCCUCCAAGCUGAAAAAACAACUGCUAGUUGACGCCGAGGGGUUUCGUGCCAUUAGAAAGGUCUUGGCAGGCAUGUCCAAGAACCACGUCGAGAUACACAGCUCGUUUAGGCACGCACCUACAUGGCCCCCGUAUCUACAACCUGGAGAUGGAAUGGAUGAAGAGAUGGAUCCCGAAGAGAGCUGGAGCCGGUCUGUAGGCCUGUGGGAGGCUUCCAUCAGAGCCACGCGCAAUGCGCAGGAGGCUUGGGAGAGGUUUCAGAACCCUCCAAGGGCAGGACUUGAACUCGGCUUGGCCGAAUAUACCGCCAUGUUUGGAAAGUUGAUGCUAAGGGAGGCCGACGAACACACGACAGCCCUGCCUGGUGACAAAGCCUUGAACUUUCCCACACCGCAGGAGGCCAAUCUCACCGAGUUCGAAAAGGCCCGCAUCCGCCCGCCAAGCACGUCCCAGCUGUAUGAGAAGAUGCUCAAGAAUGGCAUCCGCCCUAGCGGCAGCUGCCUUGCCAUACUGCUGGCUAACACUGAAUCGAUGGAAAUGGCGAGAAGAUAUCUACGCGACAGCGACGGAACCGGCGCUCUGUAUCGGCUGUUGUCUCAGGAAAUGGACGUGGAAGCCCUCAAGAAGGUGCCGCUCAGCCUCGUCUCAGCCUAUAUUCAAGUGAUGACACGACAAGGCGGAAGACGCGGGAGAAAAUACCUGGUGCGGGCUAUUGAGCUGGCAGAACAGCGAUUAGGGCCUGUGCAAAGUCCGUGGUCUGAUUUCAUCUGGGGCACGAUUCUCAAAGACUUGUCACAGCACCAUCGCGGCCUGAAGAUUCUGCCCUACCAGCAGCUCAAGCUGUCCCUCCAUGUUGUCCACAAACUCGACGGGGCUUGCGGGAUCCCGCUGCCUGCGUUUGUCCAGUUCAGCAAGACGACGCGCAAGAUAAUCAAACGCGAACUGGAGCAGCUCUGCAGCGAAAUGGAAUCUAGUCCGUCAACGGUCAAGAACAACGCGCUAUGGGCCCUGUACGACACAAAGUCCAUCCACAAGGAUGCCAUGCACUGGGACACAUUCGGCGGCAGGCCGGGGGCCUUGGAUCUAUUUCGUCUUUUUCGAUCCUCCGCCUUGCAGAUGAAGGGGCUUUUUGACAAACUUGUGUCGCUUGAAGGAGAGAGCCGGCGACUGCUGGGUGCAACGAGGGUGGCGCCAUUGGAUGAGAUGAUGUGGCGGCGAGACCCAGCCCGAGCCGAGCACGCGUACGAGUACAUGAUAUCCCUGGCAUACCUGGGCGAGUUUCAACAGAUGGCCAAGCUGCUGGAGUGGUUGAUUACGAAGUGGGGGCAGCCUGAGGUGGUGCAGGCGUUGUCGGAGCUGGACGAGGUGCCGCCGUAUGCCGACUUUGCAAGGACUCUGUGCGCCUUUCGACUUGUGGCCGAGCCGAUGCUGGGGCAGGGGGUGGUGGCGUCUCUGCGGGAAGCCAUUGACGCGGCUGGGUUGGACUGGGCAUGGCCCGACGAAGAAGCCGUGGAGGCGUACGUUGAGACGCAAGAGGACGACUCGAUUCAGGCUUUGGCGCGCGUAUUGGAGCGGGUGCGCUUGUCGUGGACUAAUACGAGAGACGAUGCCGAGAGGGAGGCGGAGCUGGAUACGGAGCCGGCAGGUAAUACUAGAUGGAGGAGCCAUGUAUGA
This is a messenger RNA of Trichoderma reesei QM6a, 2448 nucleotides long. RefSeq lists its product as uncharacterized. The record is from RefSeq and is a predicted model, not a curated record. The coding region runs from base 1 to 2448 and encodes 815 amino acids. NCBI's taxonomy places the organism in Eukaryota, Fungi, Ascomycota, Sordariomycetes, Hypocreales, Hypocreaceae. The transcript has 2 exons.